Messenger RNA from Aspergillus tanneri, 2469 nucleotides. RefSeq lists its product as uncharacterized. NCBI's taxonomy places the organism in Eukaryota, Fungi, Ascomycota, Eurotiomycetes, Eurotiales, Aspergillaceae. Bases 1 to 2469 code for a protein of 822 amino acids. Gene Ontology annotation, cellular component: extracellular matrix. Gene Ontology annotation, molecular function: protein binding. The transcript has a single exon. The record is from RefSeq and is a predicted model, not a curated record.
AUGACCAAUUACUCUAGGUCCCCUUCUAGGUCAUCAUCAUCACGCCAGCUUAGUGGGGGGGAGCUUUUUGCCCGCCCCCAGUCUGCUAUACGGCUUCCAUCUAGAUCACGGCCCUCGCUGUCAGUGAACGGCACUGCGGCUCAGAAAAUACCUCCGGAGGCUGCAGAGACCCCCUCAAACUUAAAGCGGCCUUCCAUAAGGCUAGGUGUGAAUCCUGCUGUGACGCCGGUUACACUAAAAUCCCAUGCAACUCCGAAUAAUACUUUCGGAAAAUCAGAUAUAGAGACCCGGCAGCAAACUCUCCAUGUGAAAAAAACACGGAAAACGCCGACAAAGAUACCGCCACCACCACAUUCAAAGCCACUUCCAACCUCGAAGUCACUAUCGGCUAAUUCUACAGCACCAGAACUAACACCGGACCAACAGUCCGAGUUAGAGAUAAGGAAAGCGUCAAAAUCUUCAAAUGCUUUACGAGAAAGCAUUGCAAAGGCCAAGGCCGCUCGAAAGGCUGCAGUCCAGAAUAAACCUAAGCCUCCUUCUAAUGGCACCUGGGAGAAUUUUGAUAUUGAAGACCCAUUUAACCAGCAAUCUGAAGAUCCGAAUAAAGGCAUCCUAAGAAAGCGUAUUGAAGCUGGUCGUACGUCUGGACAUCUGAACAUUGCGGCCUUGUCCUUGAUAGAGCUUCCAAAAGAAGUCUUGUCCAUGUAUGACUUUGACCCUGAAUCUUCCGUUGGCUGGUAUGAAAGCGUUGAUCUUGUCAAAUUCAUUGCUGCGGACAAUGAGUUCACGGAGCUACCAGAUGCUGCCUUCCCCGAUAUAGAUCUGAACAAGCUAGACCCAAAUGUUGAUGAGAACGGAAACCAAUUUGGAGGACUUGAGCACCUAGACUUACACGGGAAUUUACUGCACACUCUGCCAGUUGGCUUUAGAAGACUGCAGCGACUGCACACCCUGAACCUUGCAAACAAUAAUCUAACUAUGCAAGAAAUACUUGUUGUCAUGGAAAUGGAGUCUCUCCGGGACCUCAGUUUAGCGAAGAACCAAAUACAGGGCUCCUUUACCCCAGAUAUUAAGAACCUCAGAAAUCUUGAAGUCUUGGACCUGCAUGACAAUUCAAUUACUGGUCUUCCUGAGGAUCUCAGAAUGCUUAAAUUUCUCCGAGUCUUGAGUGUUGGUAAUAAUCAGCUUGUUUCCUUGCCAUUUGAAGCUCUAAGCGAGCUGCCAUUGAAGGAUCUCAGUGCUGCGAGGAACAAAUUGAACGGAGUUUUGAUACCCGCCUCUGUACAGAAACUUGAGACCCUACAGAAUUUGGACGUAGCCAGCAACGCGCUGGCAAAAUUUUCGGAGAACGGAAAUAUCGAGCUUCCCAACUUACAAACUCUAACCAUCAGUAUGAAUCGCAUCCAGAGCUUGCCAGAUAUUUCUCAGUGGCAAGCACUUCUGACUUUGUAUGCGGAGGAUAACCAAAUAUCCGAAUUUCCACAAGGCUUUGUUGACUUGAGGAAAAUCAAGAGCGUUGACUUCACGGGCAAUGAUAUCUCGAAGGUUGAUGAAAAGAUUGGUUUGAUGGAAAGUCUUGUCACGCUUCGAAUAUCCAACAAUCCUCUUAGGGAACGAAAGUUCCUCAGCAUGAAUACGGAAGACCUGAAGCGGCAGCUGCGAAUCCGGUGCGAGACAGAAGUUCAAGAUACUGACGAUGAAGAGGGAUCAGUUGCUACACAGUUUACACUAGCGCCAGAAACUCCAAGUCAAGCGCCAACUUGGCACGUCAAGCCGGGGGGAAUUCUCGAUAGGUCAUACACUAAUAUGCAAGAACUAGAGGUCGACAAACUAAGCCCGAUAAACUUCCACGAAGUCAAGUGCUUGUAUUUGCAGCAUAAUGAGCUACGGUGCUUCCCAGCUCCAGUACUUAGUGUACUUGCAAACAAUUUGACUGACCUCGACCUUUCAUACAACCCGCUGGAUACUGAUUCCUUGCUCAGCUCGUCUCUCACUCUGCCAAAUCUCCAGACUCUCAACCUGGGCGCCACAAGAUUGACUACCCUUGACCCAAUACUCAACAAUUUAGUGGCCCCGUCCUUAUCAUCCCUUGACGUUUCCUAUAAUCGUCUCUUUGGGUCUCUUCCUCCAGUGCGCCUGAGCUACCCAAACUUGAUGACAUUACUUGCGGCGGAUAAUUGCAUCGAUAGACUGGAUUUCGACGCUGUGCAAGGCAUCCAGGUUCUAGACGUGGGGAACAAUAAUAUCGCAUCGAUUCCACUGAAAAUCGGUCUACUAAGAGCCGAGGGGUCCAGCAAGAACUGGGGUGGUGGAUCAGCUUUGAGAAGGUUCGAAAUUGCAGGAAACAGCUUUCGGGUACCCCGAUGGCAAAUUGUCGCCAAAGGGACCGAUGCUAUUCUUGAAUGGCUGAAGGACCGGAUACCUGCCGAAGACCUUUGCCAGUGGGAAUCAGAUAUUGGGCCAAGCUAA